AUGAAUUCUGGACACCCACGCGCCCACAAUGCCGCAGCCCAUGCCUACGGAAACGGCGGAUCUCCCGAUCCACAGCACUAUCUCCCCGACGUCGACAUCGACAAUGCUCGUGAUGGGCUCUUUGAGGACGUGCAAGAUUUUAUCCUCUUCACUGAGGAAGAUCGACAUGCUGCUGCCUAUGGCCAGAACCCGACCUGGUCUCUCGCCAACCGCGCCAACACCAACCGUGAGCAACACCGUGAUUACAUGACUCCCGUGGACAAUUACUUCACGGAAGUGUUCAAUGGCACCCGUCCCGCCCGUCCUAACGGCAUCACCAACGGCGUUCACCGUCCUCCCAACGCCACCACCGCGGACCGUCCUGCCCCUCGCCGAGGCCGCGGUACCCAGAGACCCGACGCUCCGAACCCGCGACCCGGACGAGCCAGCCGUCUCUACGAAGCGGGGCCGGCCCAGAUGAACGGCGUGAGCGACCAUGACCACAUCGGCCCCUACAACCUGACCCAGCAGGGCCAGCAGGCAAACCACCGCCGCGGUGACGACAAUGACGGCGACCACAGCACCAACAACAGCGCCGGCAAUGACACCAAUGGCGAUGGCCACACCAACGACGCCACCAAUCGCCGCGCCAACAGCCUUACACCCGACAAUGAGAUCCCUGCUGUCGCCUUCACGACGCAGGGUGAGGCGCUGCUGAUGGGCGAGCCGUUCAUCGUCCCCACGGCGCAGCAGGCACAGCAAGAGGCUGGCCGCCGCACCGGCCCCGCUCGCAUCUUUUCUCGACACGAGACUGUCGACCGAGAGGGCCGCCGUACCACCGUCGAGAUCGACGAAGAUGUCGAAGAGGCCGACAUCACCAUGUCCGGUGGUCGCCAGUAA
Molecule: messenger RNA, 879 nt
Organism: Annulohypoxylon truncatum
Lineage: Eukaryota; Fungi; Ascomycota; Sordariomycetes; Xylariales; Hypoxylaceae
Exons: 1
Coding region: 1-879 (292 amino acids)
Source: RefSeq, a predicted model, not a curated record